AUAAACAUCAUCACCUCCUCCAAUAAUUAAUAAUCCCACCACCAUAUCCAAAUUCUUCAGCAAAAAAGGAAUAUUCCCGUUCAACAAAUGGCGUCCACUCUGUUCUCCGCUCCAUCUUUCCAAGGUCUGAGACCCCUCAACAAGCCCACAGACGCCGCCCUCUUCCUCUCCAAACCCACCUCCGCCACCUUCCGCCGCCCCAUCACCGCCACGAACCGCCUCACCAUCAAGUCGGAGCUGAACCCAUCUCUGGUAAUCAGCCUCAGCACCGGGCUCUCACUCUUCCUGGGGAGAUUCGUGUUCUUCAAGUUCCAGAGAGAGAACGUGGCCAAACAGGGUCUGCCGGAGCAGAACGGAAUCUCCCACUUCGAAGCCGGCGAUGUGAGGGCGAAGGAGUACGUCAGCCUCCUGAAAUCGAACGACCCGAUUGGGUUCAACAUCGUCGAUGUUCUCGGGUGGGGAUCGAUUGGUCACAUCGUGGCUUACUACAUUCUUGCCACCUCAAGCAACGGCUACGAUCCUUCCUUCUUUGGUUGAUUGAUACGUUUUGAAACGUCGUCGUUUAGCCCUUGUUGUGUAUGUAUAUCUCUGGCAAAAUUAAAUUUCUACUACAAUUUUUUACUUAUUAUAAUUUUCGGAAUCUUUUAGUUGCCAAGCUGUGGUGGUGUGGUGAAUUGUACUACUGUGUUUUUAAAUUGUUGUCUUGCUGUUGAAUUCUUGACCCUGAAAUUGAUAAAUUGUUUGACCUAA
This is a messenger RNA of Erythranthe guttata (spotted monkey flower), 750 nucleotides long. It is a transcript of the gene PSAG, whose product is annotated as photosystem I subunit G. Gene Ontology annotation, cellular component: photosystem I; chloroplast thylakoid membrane. Gene Ontology annotation, biological process: photosynthesis. Lineage: Eukaryota; Viridiplantae; Streptophyta; Magnoliopsida; Lamiales; Phrymaceae. The record is from RefSeq and is a predicted model, not a curated record.